AUGAGCUCCAAGGGCAAGAAGAAGCAACAGGUUGUUGAGGAGGAUGACGAGCUGGAUCAAUUGUUGGAGGAUUUAAACCUCAAGCCCACGGUAGAUGAUAAGAAAUUAGAGUCUCAGCAGAAAGUCGAAACGAAAUCAGAUCAACCAAUUGAUGACAUAUCUGAGGCAAAUGAUGGAAAUGAAGUAACAGUUAGCACUGACACUAUUUCAAAAAGUAAGAAAAAGAAGGAGAAGAAGAAGGAAAAGAAGAAGGAGAGGGGCGAGGAUUAUGAACCUGACAAGUCUAAGGGUAAAAAGGUCUCAGCGGCAGCAAAAGCAGCGGCAGAAAGGCUUAAACUGGUUCAGGAGUUCCAAGAACUUAAAAGGCUGGAGGAAGAGGAGGAGCAGAGGCGUAUUGCAGAAGAGGAGGAGAGGAUAAGAUUGAAAGAAGAGAUGAUUGAAAGGGAGAAACAGCUGAAGAAGCAACAAAGGCAAGAAAGGAAAGAGAGACUUAAGCAACAGGGCAAGUUACUUACUUCAAAGGAGAAAGAGAAUCUUGCUAGGAACAAAAUCUUUCUUGAACAACUAAAGGCCAAAGGCAUAAUACCCAUUGUUUCACAGUCUAUUUCUGAAGAAGCUAAAGGUACCGGGAAAAGACUCCUAAUUGACAGUAGGAAGAGGAGACCCAAAAAAUCUAAUAAAAAUCAAUUGGAAAAUGAACAACCAUCUGAACUUGAAUUCAAGAAAACCGGCAAUGAGGAUAACAAAUCAGAUUCAGGAAACGAAUCUAACUCAUCCGACAGUAGCAUUGGCAGUUCCAAUAGUUCAUUGAAUGAUGAUUGGGAGAAAAUACAAUUGGAAUCGGAUAGUGAGCCACAAAAAAUUGUAAAGUCCUCUAGCAUAGAGAGUUUGAAACACAUUACAAACCCAGCUAAUGAAUCAAAGAAUGAUAAAGAGGAGUUACCAUAUCGAUCCCCUGUUUGCUGUGUAUUGGGUCAUGUGGAUACAGGGAAGACUAAGUUAUUGGAUAAAAUUCGACAUACAAAUGUGCAAAAAGGCGAGGCGGGAGGAAUUACACAGCAAAUUGGCGCCACAUUCUUCCCAAAAGAUGCACUGGAAGUUCACUCUAAAAUGGUGAAUCCCAACUUCAACGUACAAAUACCCGGGCUACUAAUCAUAGAUACUCCUGGGCACGAAUCCUUCAAUAAUCUACGUGCAAGAGGUUCAUCUUUGUGUGACAUUGCUAUAUUGGUUGUUGAUGUAAUGCACGGAUUGGAACCACAGACAAUAGAAUCAAUCGGACUGCUCAAAAAUCGCAAUUGCCCCUUCAUAAUCGCCAUGAAUAAGGUGGAUAGGGUGUAUGGGUGGAAGGCGCAGCCUUGGAAACCAAUUCUUGAGACCUUGGCGCAACAGAAGGAAUCAGCAAAGGAGGAAUUGUAUGAUCGUAUCCGACGAAUACAGAAUGAAUUAUCAGGGCAGAGUUUAAAUUGCAAGCUUUAUUGGGAGAACGACGACUCUAGGAGGAACAUUUCAAUUUGUCCAACAAGUGCGGUAACUGGGGAGGGUAUCCCUGAUUUGUUAUUUUUAAUUAUGAAACUGGUUCAAAUGUUUAUGUCCAGAAGCAUUACAGUAUCAUUAACAUUCAGUUGUCACUUGAUGGAGGUUAAGAAUAUAGAGGGUUUGGGGGUUACUAUCGAUGUGAUAUUAUUUAGUGGCGAAUUAAGUGUGGGAGAUGUAAUAGUGGUUUGUGGGAUGAAUGGGCCUAUUGUGACUACAAUUAGGGCCAUUUUAACUCCGCAACCUCUAAAGGAGAGUAGGGUUAAGAGUGAAUAUGUUAGACAUAACAGUAUUAAGGGUACGAUUGGCAUUAAGAUUGUAUCACAGGGAUUAGAAGAUGCUGUAGCGGGAACGGAGUUACUGGUAGCUAAAGAUGGUGAUGAUAUUGAGGAAUUGAAAGUGGAGGUAAUGCGAGACAUAUCUUCAAUAUUUGACUGUGUUGAUCGAUCCGGAGUGGGGGUUUACUUGAUGGCUAGUACCCUAGGGUCACUAGAGGCUUUACUUCAAUUUAUAAAUGGGCAAAAGAUACCAGUAUUUUGUGUCAACAUUGGGGCAGUGCAAAAGAAGGAUGUCAAGAAGGCUAGCAUAAUGUUGGAGAAAAGGCCAGAAUAUGCGGCUAUACUUGCAUUUGACGUCAAAGUUACACAAGAUGCAGAAAAGGAGGCCGAAACGUUGGGAGUUACAAUUUUUUGUGCUGAUAUCAUUUACCACCUCUCUGAUAGGUUCACCAAGCACAUGGAGGAGCAGAGGGAACUAUACAGAAAACAGCGUAUACAUCAAGUCGUUUUCCCUUGUGAACUAUCGAUUAUUCCUAGGUACAUAUUCAAUAAGAAGGACCCGCUCAUUUUUGGAGUGAAGGUUGAGAAUGGGCUAUUAAAGGUGGGCACGCCCCUGGUGGUCCCUGAUAGAGACAACCUGAUGCUUGGCCGUGUUGGUAGUUUGGAAGUGAAUAAUAAACCUACUGAAAAGGCUGUUAAAGGCCAGGAAGUUUGUAUAAAGAUAUGCGGCGAACCUAAUAUACUAUAUGGCAGGCAUUUUGACGCCUCGAAUAAACUUUAUUCGAAGAUAACAAGGGAUUCGAUUGAUUGCCUGAAGGAAUUUUUCAGGGACGAGGUUCCAAAGGACGGAUGGCAGCUGAUUGUACAGCUGAAAAAAACAUUUAACAUCAUAUAG
Babesia microti strain RI is the source of this 2709-nucleotide messenger RNA. RefSeq names its product PHD finger-like domain-containing protein 5A. The coding region runs from base 1 to 2709 and encodes 902 amino acids. The record is from RefSeq and is a predicted model, not a curated record. The transcript is spliced from 8 exons. NCBI's taxonomy places the organism in Eukaryota, Apicomplexa, Aconoidasida, Piroplasmida, Babesiidae. Gene Ontology annotation, molecular function: GTPase activity; translation initiation factor activity; GTP binding.